UACCCAAUAAGAGGUAAAUUCCUUUUCAGAGAUAUUAGGAUAUAUCUACACAAAGCAGUACAUGCGUGCUUGUCUAAGCUUAGCGAGGAGGGCAAAGUGAUAUACAAGGGGAGGAGAGACACAAAGAAGUCAAAUAUAGAUGGCUCUGUAUUAUCUCUAGGUGAAAUAGAAAUGGAAGAUGAAUGGAAUAAACCAUGCGUGAAGCUCAGAACUGGGGCUGAACUUUGUACCGUAGAUGUAGACAUUGCUUUUUGCCUCGUUGUACCAGAUGACCUUCACCGGUUGCAGCAGUCAGCUGAAUCACAAAAUCCCAAAAGUGACACUCAAAAUUCGUCAAUUGACCAACAUGAGCUGGCAGGGAGCAGGCCCAAGCAGACUUCUACCAAGUACGGAUAUCGUAUCGUGCUCCCAGUAGUUCAAACUCGCUACUGGCGGAAAUCCUUUUACGAAUUCCCAGAGCCGGGAUUACUUAACAAGCCCCAUAGACACAUCGUUAUGGUGGUGAAAUAUAUAAUGCACCUCUGUAAUAGAGCAGGCUUCUGUCGCACCCGUUUUAGCUCCUAUAGUUUCCAAACCUUGGUUCGGCAUCACCAGGCAACAUGUCUACAUCAAGAGCGACGUGCUCGAUCUCAAAUUGAUCACCAAAAGGCACAUUGUUUUCCGUCAGGGGAAGGGACCUUGGGCUCAUGUUUGUUCGAUGUAGCUCAACGCGUGAUGAACCUUAUAGACCUGUUAGAAAAGAAUAACAUAGUAACGGUCGGUAACAGAUUGAAAAAUCUUCCUGAUGCUAAUGUAGUGGAAAAUAACGAGUUCAGCAAUAACAUUCCUUACCCGAUGGACAAACUAUUUGCUAUUGUUCUUUUCAUUUGGAUUGAUACCCUGAAGUCUUCCGAUGAUUCGCUCACUGGUCCACAAUAUCGAGAUAGUCUGCAAACUCUUGUGGGGAGAGUGACGUCACUAUUCAUUGAGUCAUGCAGGAACGUGUACAAAGAAGAAUAUAGGGAUAUAGAUGGCAGUCUUGAUCCUCUUGUUCAGAUAAAUAAGCUUCAGCGGCUGAUAUCUUAUAAAGAAAACUUGCCUCCAAACAUUCCAGUCGACAUUACCAGUCUUUUAAAGGGUUCCGAUAAGCAUCCCGUAUAAAAACAAUAUGGCGGCUCCAGGCGAAUCAACUGGAUCAGUCCAUUUUUAAGAAAUAAGGGGAGUUCUGUAAAAUCCAGUUUAUUGAAAUUGUUUUUGAGAUAAAGUAAUCCGUUUAUA
Owenia fusiformis is the source of this 1257-nucleotide messenger RNA. NCBI's taxonomy places the organism in Eukaryota, Metazoa, Annelida, Polychaeta, Sabellida, Oweniidae. The record is from the annotation of a GenBank genome assembly.